Molecule: messenger RNA, 2164 nt
Organism: Coccomyxa subellipsoidea C-169
Lineage: Eukaryota; Viridiplantae; Chlorophyta; Trebouxiophyceae; Coccomyxaceae
Product: light chain 3
Exons: 7
Coding region: 178-540 (120 amino acids)
Biological process (GO): cellular response to nitrogen starvation
Source: RefSeq, a predicted model, not a curated record
CCAGACGUCGCGAAGGGUUCACCGGACGUUUGUGAAGGUCUUCCUCCCCGCAUCACACGCAUAAGGCACCGCCUUGCCCAGCUUUGGCGGACUGGGGUUCCAGUUCAAGGAAGCAUCUACACGACUGUAUCCUCUGCCUGGCCCCUGCUUUAGCUCAGUGAGCGCGCCAAAGUCAUCAUGACAGCACGCCUGAAGUCCUUCAAGGAGGAGCACCCGCUUGAGAAGCGGCAGGCCGAGGCAGCUCGCAUCCGUGACAAGUAUCCUGACAGAAUUCCGGUUAUUGUCGAAAAGGCGGAAAAGAGUGACAUCCCAGACAUAGACAAGAAGAAGUACCUCGUCCCUGCCGAUCUCACUGUGGGUCAGUUUGUGUACGUCAUCCGCAAGAGGAUCAAGGUCAGCCCAGAGAAGGCUAUCUUCAUGUUCGUCAAGAACGUGCUGCCUCCCACAGCGGCCCUCAUGUCCGAUGUCUAUGAAGAUCACAAGGACGAGGACGGUUUCCUGUACAUCACGUACAGCGGCGAGAACACCUUUGGCUGCUGAGCGCGCCCUGUAAAUCUUGUAUGAUGACUGUAAAGCGCAAGCCACCCCAAAUCUAGUCUUGUGUCCGUACUGUUGGCUUCUUCGCACGGGUCAUUCAAGAGGGAUUGUCGCAAGAUAAUCUGCAGCCUGUCAGGAUGUCGGAAAGGCUUUUCAAACUGAAUUUGAUGCUCUGGUCUCUUGCCAAAAUGUGCGGCUGAAUGUCCGCCUGUACAUUAUUCCAGUUUUGGAUCAGGGACCUUGGUGUAUUUGUGAAUAGACAUUGCAGCGGCCUCGCAGACCUUUUGGAUGUAUUAAAUAUACCAUGAGUGAUUUGCUGACCUCAUGGUAGAGGCGCUGCUGCCUGUAUGAUUGCAGCAAGGGUUCAUACAGUCGUGAAAGUAUCCUCUGAAACCACUAUCACUGAUUGGCAACAUAAUGAUAACCUGCGGCGCAAGAGGAUGGGUAUUCCUGACCAUCUGCCAGUGGGUGCCACUGAACACAGCAUCAUCAAGCUGUGAAACCUUUGAACACAUGAUCAUGAAUCACAGUCACUGUAUGGGACAUCAUGUCGGAAAUGAUCAUCCGGUGAGUCAUUGACAGUCGUGUGAUCACGUCCACUCGCAGACUCUGAUUCGAAGUUCAAAAGGCACGUCUCAGGCGGCAUGCUUGAUGAGCCUCUCUUCAUUCACGCUUUCCUGCCUGAGGCAAAGUGCGUCUGCAAGCAAGCUGCCAGAUAACUUCUUUGAAAGGCUGAGCCUUUAUCUGGCAGGCUGCCACAUAUCAUAUGAUCAUCACCCCUGGAUGAUCCCACCCCUGGACGAUCCCACCCCUGGAUGGACUUGCCAGAUCCAAGCAAGACUCAAUCGACCAUGGGCGCGGUGCUCAGAAAUCAAUGAAACAAAAACCCCUUUAUGAGCCUUUACUGCAUGUUAAUCAGACCGAUAAACUCGUGAAGUAUGCUGCCACAACACUUCCAGCAUGACAGUGCUUCUUGAUUUUGGGUACGAUCAUAAGCAUGCCUGUUGAAAUCUCCCAGGAGCAGUCAGAUAGAAGUGCGAAUUGAGCCUUGAAACCCCCUGCAGUUCUCUCACAUAGACUGAUGCAACCGUACAGACUGCAUGCAAUCUCGUUAAACAUGAUCACCUCUGAAGGACCCUCAAAGACAUGGUGCUAAAAUCGGCCUCACACAGCUUGGCCUGUUCAAGAAUCAAACCUAUCAAGUUGCUCCUCCUAGAGCAUCUGGUCGCUUCUCUGGAAUGUUUUUGCUCCACAUCUGCGACGGGAUCCAGCGGGCAGGCGCAGCAUGUCUCUGCUCCAACUUCACUGAAUGCCUGAAGAUGAAGGUGCCCACCACUACAGUGCCCAAGAUAGCGAAUGCUGUGUUGCGUCGCCAGUGCUUGGGAUCUGCAUACCAACCUCCCGCGGGAGACCACACACCCUUGGGGUAAUCUCCGUGAGCAUCACCCCCCAUCCCUAGCCUAGGUGUGCUUGUGCCUAUCGGCAGUCUGUGAACAAGACCAGUUACUUGAAGUCGCAGCGCUCAAAUCUCCAAAACAGCUGGAAGAUCCCAGCUGGAGUCCUAUAGUGUGUCCUGCCGAUUGAUUCUUUCCAAUUCAAUCUUUCGACAAGAAAAGUUGAUGUUCUU